This is a messenger RNA of Exophiala xenobiotica, 894 nucleotides long. RefSeq lists its product as uncharacterized. The transcript has a single exon. The record is from RefSeq and is a predicted model, not a curated record. Lineage: Eukaryota; Fungi; Ascomycota; Eurotiomycetes; Chaetothyriales; Herpotrichiellaceae. The coding region runs from base 1 to 894 and encodes 297 amino acids.
AUGGCUUCAUACCUGUCCUACUUCACUUCCAACACUUCCUCAAGCGCCCCUCCUACGUCUCAUGGAUCGAGCACGCCCAACUCUACUUCGACAUGGUCGAGCACUUUCUCAUCCAGAUUCGCGAACUUGCGGAAGGCGUUGACUAAGGACUCAGAAGAGGACGAUCCAGACAAUGAAGACUGCUCACACAUCUCGAAUGUGCUAAGGGCGUAUUACGCAGAGAAGGGCCGGCCCCUGCCUGAAUGGCUUCCUCCUGAUCCGAAGAGACCCGUCGCUGCCCCUCAGCCACAAGUCUCAUACGGACAAUACGGGAAUGCAUAUAGCUCGCAGCUCGGCAACCAGCAACCACAUUCCAGAGGUUCAUCGGGUGGAAGAGGAGGUGGCCUGUCCGAUCUCUGGGAUCCUUCUCCCGCGCAGGCUGCGCCGCCUAGCCACAGUCUAAGGGCUGCUCGUCCUACACCCCACUCCUUGCGAUCCAACGAUUCAACAAGAUCACAGUCGAGCGGAGGCGGUCAGCAAACUUCGUUUGGUGGGCCAACGCCAACGGCCCGACCUCUUCCUAGUCAAAGAGCUGGAAGUUAUCAAUCAAAUCCUACUGCAAACGCACAAGCUCUGGGGUCUCGUGACAGACUGCGAGCACGGCUACAGGGCGGCGGCAGUGGUAGGAACAGUCCCGCUGCAGGUUUGGGCGGUCAGACAUCCUAUGGUCCUUCGGGCGGAAAUCUCAGUACCCAAGACCGCAGUGGAUCCACACAGCCCUAUAUUUCAGCCUCACAGCCUUGGUCGACGGGUGGAGAUGGGUAUGGUUACGAUGCAGGCUAUCCCAGUGCUGGUCUUCCUUCGUCACCCUACGGCAAUCAAGACCAGCGACGGCGGCCUGGAGGGCCGAGAUGA